Molecule: messenger RNA, 4092 nt
Organism: Myripristis murdjan (pinecone soldierfish)
Lineage: Eukaryota; Metazoa; Chordata; Actinopteri; Holocentriformes; Holocentridae
Gene: hk2
Product: hexokinase 2
Exons: 18
Coding region: 203-2953 (916 amino acids)
Biological process (GO): glucose metabolic process; carbohydrate phosphorylation; glycolytic process
Cellular component (GO): mitochondrion; cytosol
Molecular function (GO): ATP binding; D-glucose binding; fructokinase activity
Source: RefSeq, a predicted model, not a curated record
UUCCCGGACACUCUUUUACAGUCCACUAUACAUCCUCGUAAAGGUGUAUUUUGACCCACGAAAAGCGACACUUUUAAGACGCGGGUCUUAGCUAAAGAGUAAAGACUACUUAAUUAAAUUAUUAACAAACCGCUCUGUCGUGAGGAAUCUUUAUCUUGGUGUCAAGUAGUAGGAGAGGGCGUAAAGUUACACAUCAGCGGCGAUGAUAGCCUCGCAUCUUCUGGCGUACUACUUCACGGAACUCCAUCAUGACCAAGUACAAAAAGUGGACAAAUAUCUGUACCACCUGCGGCUGUCAGAUGAGACCUUGAUGGAUGUGUCAGUGAGGUUUCGACGGGAGAUGGACAAAGGCCUCUGCAGAGACACCAACUCCACAGCCGCUGUGAAGAUGCUGCCCACUUUUGUGCGCUCCACUCCUGAUGGGACAGAAAAAGGCAGCUUCCUGGCUCUUGACCUUGGUGGAUCGAACUUCCGGGUGCUCCUGGUGAAAGUUUCAGUCAACGGCAAACAAAAAGUGGAGAUGGAAAAUCAAAUCUAUGCAAUUCCUGAGGACCUCAUGAGAGGCAAUGGCUCUGAGCUGUUCGACCACAUUGCUGAUUGUCUGGCUAAUUUCCUGGACAACUUGGGAAUAAAGAAUAAAAAGCUCCCUCUGGGCUUCACCUUCUCCUUCCCCUGUCAGCAGACCGAGCUUGAUGAGAGUAUUCUGGUGUCUUGGACCAAGGGCUUCAAGGCGAGUGGAGUGGAAGGAAAGGAUGUGGUCAGCCUCCUGAGGAAAGCCAUCAAAAAGCGAGGGGACUUUGACAUUGACAUUGUGGCAGUGAUCAAUGACACAGUGGGCACCAUGAUGACCUGCGGCUAUGAUGAUCAUCACUGUGAAAUUGGCCUCAUUGUGGGAACGGGCACCAACGCUUGCUACAUGGAGGAGAUGCGCAACCUUGAGCUGGUGGAAGGUGAUGAGGGACGGAUGUGUGUCAACAUGGAGUGGGGUGCGUUUGGAGACGAUGGCGCCCUGGAGGACCUGCGCACCGACUUUGAUCUGGAAAUAGAUGCCGGCUCCCUAAAUCCUGGCAAGCAGCUGUUUGAAAAGAUGAUCAGCGGGAUGUACAUGGGGGAGUUGGUGCGUCUGAUCCUGGUGAAGAUGGCCAAAGAGAAGCUACUGUUCCAGGGCCAGACUACACCGGACCUUCUCACCACUGGACACUUCAUCACCAGCUAUGUCUUUGCCAUUGAGAACGACAAGGACAAGGAGGGUCUGGAGAGUGCUGAGCAGGUGCUCCAGAGCCUUGGCCUCAAUCCAUCUGUUGAGGACUGCAUAGCCACUCAGAGGGUGUGUCAGAUAGUAUCUACACGUGCUGCCCACUUGUGUGCUGCUACCCUAGUGGCUGUCCUCCGGCAGAUCCGGGAUAACAAAGCAGCAGAGAGGCUGCGCACCACCAUUGGGGUGGACGGCUCUGUUUACAAGAACCAUCCACAGUUUGCCAGAAGGCUCCACAAGAUGGUGCGACGACUGGUACCAGACUGUGAUGUGCGCUUUUUGCGGUCACAGGAUGGCAGUGGAAAAGGUGCAGCCAUGGUAACAGCAGUGGCUUAUCGACUGGCCACCCAGCAUGCCGAGCGGCAGCGCAUCCUGGACACCUUGCGUUUAAGCCAUGAGCAGCUGCUGGAGGUGAAGAAGAGAAUGGGUGAUGAGAUGGUGCGGGGCCUGUCCAAGCAACACCACAAGCAGGCCAGUGUCAGGAUGCUGCCCUCCUAUGUCAGGUCCACGCCAGACGGAACAGAGCAUGGUGACUUCUUGGCUUUGGAUCUCGGUGGCACAAACUUCAGGGUGUUACUGGUAAGAGUGCGAAGUGGAAAGAGACGCAGCGUGGAGAUGCACAACAAAAUCUAUGGUAUCCCACAGGAAACGAUGCAAGGCACAGGCGAGGAGCUUUUUGACCAUAUCGUGUACUGCAUCGCUGACUUUUUGGAAUACAUGGGCAUGAAAGGAGCAUCCUUACCUCUGGGCUUUACGUUUUCUUUUCCCUGUCAUCAAACCAAGUUAGAUCAGGGCAUCUUGCUGAAAUGGACGAAGGGUUUCAGAGCCAGCGGCUGUGAAGGGGAGGAUGUUGUCAUGCUGCUUAAAGAUGCCAUCCAUCGCAGAGAGGAAUUUGACCUUGAUGUUGUUGCGGUUGUGAAUGACACAGUGGGAACCAUGAUGACAUGUGGCUACGAGGACCCACGGUGCGAGGUGGGGCUCAUUGUGGGCACAGGCACCAACGCCUGCUACAUGGAGGAAAUGCAGAAUGUGGAAAUGGUGGAGGGGGACGAGGGCCGCAUGUGUGUCAACAUGGAAUGGGGGGCGUUUGGUGACCACGGCGAGCUAGACGACGUCUGCACUGAGUUUGACCGUAUUGUGGACGAUUGUUCCAACAACCCAGGCAAACAGAGAUAUGAGAAGAUGAUAAGUGGCAUGUACCUGGGGGAGAUAGUGAGGAAUGUGCUGCUGGAGUUCACUGCUAAGGGCCUGCUGUUCAGAGGCAAGCUGUCUGAGCGGCUCAAGACUCGAGGCAUCUUUGAGACCAAGUUCCUAUCACAAAUUGAGAGCGACCGUCUGGCCCUGCGACAGGUCCGCUCCAUUCUGCAGCACCUGGGCCUGACCAGCUCCACGUGCGACGACAGCAUACUUGUGAAGGAGGUGUGCAGCGUGGUCGCGCGCCGGGCGGCCCAGCUCUGCGGCGCCGGCCUGGCCGCUGUGGUGGACAAGAUCCGACUGAACCGGAAGCUGGAGCACCUGCGCAUCACCGUGGGAGUGGAUGGCACCCUCUACAAGCUGCACCCUCAUUUCUCCGGCAUCAUGAAAGAGACGGUGCGGGCUCUGUCACCCCAGUGUGAGGUGACUUUCCUCCAGUCAGAAGAUGGAAGUGGGAAGGGAGCGGCAUUGAUCACAGCGGUUGCAUGCAGGAUCAGGCACUGAAUCCCCACAGCUGUCGAGGGACCCGAGAGGUGGAGGACACAGAGGAGCCAGAGCACAAGAUCCAAGAGCUGCUGCGCACGUCACCUUGGAUAAUCUACGAUGGUCACGUACUGUGUCAGCUUGAUUCUUUGGUACUCAAUCUGUGUUAUCUGCCUUUGUUUUUAUAACUGCAGUCAUGUGUGAGUGAGUAUGUCUGACUGAUUAGUGUUGGGUUCGUGUUGGUGUGAGCCAGCCAUGGAAAGGGAUCUUGCAGAGUUGGACUGGGAGUUCAGCCGCGAAAGUGUAAAAAAAAAAAAAAAAGACCAAAUAUGAGGCUCCUUUGUCCAUCUAGAUGAGACAAGCUGUCAUAUAGUCAUGUAUAGAAAUAAUUGUUACAUGACUUUUAUAUUUAUACUACUUUUUCCCAGAAUGCUUAUGAAGCUGGACUCCCUCCUUCAACAAAGCAACAUGAAAUAUGUUUUGUUGUAUUAACAACACAAGAUAAAAAUUUUGAUUGUUGAUUGUUGUUCUUUGGCACAUUUCAGACACAGACAAGUCGGCUUUUAACAUGCCUUAGUUUUAUUUAUUCAGGGAAGGUUUUCUGACACUUCCCAUCAUUGCUGUCCUUCACAAUGAGUUACAUUCAUUCACACCUGAGAUUUCCAGCUAAGUAACUGAUGAUCACUGAAUUUCAACUGCAAAUAUAGUUUGCAGUUCCAAUUUGGUGUGAUGUGACACUGAACUUACAUAUUUAUGAAAUUCCUCAAAGUUUGGUAGUGUAUUUUAAGAGGUUGCACCAAUGUUAUAAAAGUUAUAUCUGGUCAUUUGUUGUUAUCUCUUGUCUUGUAUUGUAAAUUAUAUGUAUGAACAUAAUCCAAGCAAGAGUAGUCUCUGUGGAUUAAACCUGUAUAUAUUGUAGGUCAUACUAUAGCCUGAUAUCAUAAUUUGAAAUUUUGAACUCAACUGACUGGCUGCCGUCCACGUUUUUGUUUUGUUUUGUUUUGUUUUUUGUGCCUAAAAUCAAAAAUUGUCUUUUCAAAUGGCCCUUGACCACUAAAUUCUACAGUGUGGCCGCGAAAAACACAGCAAAUAAACAAUUCAAAUUUCUUGCACUGGCCACCAAAAUCAGUGGCUUGGUGGCCCAGUUGGCCAUGGGAAAA